Molecule: messenger RNA, 5493 nt
Organism: Colletotrichum orchidophilum
Lineage: Eukaryota; Fungi; Ascomycota; Sordariomycetes; Glomerellales; Glomerellaceae
Exons: 4
Coding region: 1-5493 (1830 amino acids)
Cellular component (GO): actin cortical patch
Molecular function (GO): ATP binding; phosphatidate phosphatase activity; nucleic acid binding
Source: RefSeq, a predicted model, not a curated record
AUGGCGCCCUCUCACAAGCGAAAGCAAAUUGACGACGACUUCGUCCACACAAUCUCCGACAAUGACGAGGAAAUAGUCGAGGAGGAGGCCGUGGCACCGCCACCAAAGAAGAAGGUGAAGGCCACCAAGAAAUCGAAGAAGGCCGCCGCCAAGGAGGACUCGCCGGAGCAAGAAGUCGCCGAGGGUAUUUGGGGCCAAAAAGACGAAGACGAUGGUGCUAUGGACUCAGACUUCGAAUUUGCGCAAGACAAUGCCAUCGAAUUCGGUGACGCAGAGCUUGAGGGCUGGGGUUUCGAAGGCGCAAAGAAGUCCAUGAACAGCAAUGCGUCUCUUGGCGUUGAUCUGGACGAAAUCAUUCGCCGAAGACGGGCAAAGAAGGGCGGCGAGGAAAAGCCGCAGGUGCAUCAAGAGGAGGACGCAGCAGACCCUGAGGUGGACAACGACAUGGACGUGGAUAUCGACCUCAACGACGACGAAGACGGAGUCCUGGCCGACGAUGCCUUCGGCAUGGGUGUGGAUCCUGAUGUCGAGGAUUCUGAAGCCGAGAACGAAGAGGGCUCCGAUGCAGAAGACGCCGAGCAAGAUGACGACGCAGCAUCCGACAACGAUUCUGUUGCGACACCCGUGGAUCAUCCCGACGACCGUGGCUCAGACGACGAAGAGGAGGAAGAUGCAGAAGAGCAAGCGAAACGCGAUGCUUUCUUCGCUCCCGAAGAGCCGGCAAAACCUGGCAAGAAGGAUACAGCAUCAUCUUUCCAGGCCAUGUCCCUGUCCCGUCCUCUGCUGAGAGGUCUGGCCGCUGUUGGCUUUUCCAAGCCCACGCCUAUUCAAGCCAAGACUGUACCCAUUGCCUUGAUGGGCAAGGAUGUUGUCGGUGGUGCAGUCACUGGUUCCGGAAAGACGGCCGCCUUUGUGGUCCCCAUUCUCGAACGUCUUCUGUACAGGCCCAAGAAGGUGCCUACUAGCCGUGUGGUCAUUCUCACCCCUACCCGUGAAUUGGCUAUCCAGUGUCACGCUGUCGCCACCAAGCUCGCCGCAUACACCGACAUCAAGUUCACCCUCGCUGUCGGUGGUCUGAGUCUCAAGGCUCAGGAGGUCGAGCUGAGGCUGAGGCCAGACGUCAUCAUCGCCACGCCCGGUCGUUUCAUCGACCACAUGAGGAACUCUGCCAGCUUCAAUGUGGACACCGUGGAGAUUCUCGUGCUCGACGAAGCCGAUCGUAUGCUCGAGGACGGUUUCGCCGAUGAGUUGAACGAGAUCCUAACGACCCUGCCCAAGUCAAGACAGACAAUGUUGUUCUCCGCGACCAUGACGUCUUCCGUAGACAGGCUGGUGCGAGUGGGCAUGAACAAGCCCGCCAGAGUCAUGGUUGACUCACAAAAGAACAAGACCGUCACCACCUUGGUGCAGGAGUUUGUUCGCUUGCGUCCCGGUCGCGAGGAAAAGCGCAUGGGCUACCUCGUGCACAUUUGCAAGACCAUGCAUACAGAGCGUGUCAUCAUCUUCUUCCGCCAGAAGAAGGACGCCCACCGAGCGAGAAUUAUCUUUGGACUGUUUGGCUUGUCUUGCGCAGAGCUUCACGGUAGCAUGAACCAGGCCCAGAGAAUUGCCAGUGUUGAGAACUUCCGUGAUGGCAAGGUCAACUACCUCUUGGCGACGGAUCUUGCAUCCCGUGGUCUCGAUAUCAAGGGCGUCGACACAGUCAUUAAUUACGAAGCACCCCAAAAUAUUGAGAUUUACGUGCACAGAGUCGGUCGUACCGCGCGUGCCGGCCGAACCGGUGUGGCCAUUACACUGGCCGCGGAGCCGGACCGCAAGGUCGUCAAGGCGGCGGUCAAGGCCGGCAAGGCCCAGGGCGCCAAGAUCAUGAGCCGCGUCAUUGAGCCGACGGAGGCGGACAAGUGGCAGGACCAGGUGGACGAGAUGGAGGACGAGAUUGAGGAGAUUAUGGUGGAGGAGAAGCAGGAGAAGCAGUUCCAGCAGGCCGAGAUGCAGCUCAAGAAGGGCGAGAACAUUAUGGCGCACGAGGCCGAGAUCAAGGCGCGGCCGAAGCGGACAUGGUUCGAGACGGAGGAGGACAAGAAGAAGGCCAAGGCGGCGGGGCGCGACGAGCUCAACGGGUCCAAGGGCGGCAAGAAGCCGAAGCUCAGCAACAAGGACAAGAAGAAGCUCGACGCCAAGUCGAUGAGGAGCGAGGACAAGGUGUGGAAGAAGGGCAGGGCGGAGCGCGACGGGCAGGGUGCGGUGCUCAACCUGAAGAAGCAGCCCAAGAAGAAGAACGUGCCGGCCAAGGGGAGGACCAGGGCGAAGCUGGCGCGCCAGAAGAGCCCCAACGUGCCGACCAACCCACACGGCUUCGGCACCUACGCCUACCCGACUCUCUCAAACUUCUCCCCUUCCAUAACGCCCAAAACCCUCGACCGUCCCGCGCCCGUUGCUCCCAUCGUCUUUGGACCUCCCGUCCAAGGCACAACUACGAACAAGCUGGCUCCUUUCGGGCGUCUUGGUCCGCCGCGUCCGCAUCCUCACAACCGUACAAGUCUCCUCCGAUACCUAUUUCCGCGAAGCGUACGAGAUCGAUACCGAGAGCGCCUUCUCAACUUUCGUCUCGACACCUUCCCGCAGCUUAAGCACCGGUUUCAGUCUAGCAUCUACCGAUACAUCCUCGAGCGUCAGCGCAAGCGGAACGACAAGUCCAGGCUCGUCGACGUCUUUGCGCGACACAGUCGCCGGCUGCUCUUGGGUCCGCCCUUGGCCAGGCCGAAGCGGCAUGCGAGGGAGCGAGGAGGCACUUUAGGCAAGAAGAUGCCCGCCUUCUCAGACUACACGACGACCUACGGCGGAAGUGGAGGCGCAGCAGGCGCAGGAGGCGCCAGCAAUGGCAGUAAUGGCUAUGGAUAUGGGUCGGCAGAAGACACGCCCACCCCGGGCGAGCGAGGUUUCCGGCGGAAAUGGCUGGCUGCGAAGGCCGGGAGCGUGUAUCGAGCCGCAGCGGUCGGAGUUAACGAGAUCAGGGAAGGCUAUGCGCAGACACGGGCCCGGCCUUUGGAGCCGGGGGAUGGCAUGCCGAGGACGACAAUCCCGGGAUCAUUCCCCGAUGUCGCCAUCACUGUCCAGGGAGAUGAUCAAAUGGUCAUCUUUCCAUCGUACGCAAAGAGGCAUGUCAAGCAGGAUUGGACGGCCGAAUACCAACAGCACUCCGAGCAAGAGCCUGGCAGCGUUAGGGACCAAGAGUUUUGGAGGAAAGAGUGGGAGCGUAAUGAGGACGAAAAAGCCAUCGUAGAUAUUGAUGUCAGGGGGUGGGUGUACUCCCCGCAUAAAGGACCGAUAACUCGGCGCAACCGCAUUCUCAUCGGCCUCGCGCGCCAGCUAAGUGGCAUUCCGGCUCCGAGACAGGAUGCCCCUGCGCCAGCCGAUAACCUGUCUGCCUUGCACCAAUCACACGAGGAGCGCCGAGAGCAAGAGAAAAUUGCGAAGGAAGCAGCAGAAAUCGAGAAGAGAGGCCAGGAAGAACGUCGUGUGGCAUAUCAGGGUGGUUUCAGCGAAGCGCCAAAGGAUGUAUCCGACGACGAUGCGAGUAGUAUGUACCGCGCGAGAUCGAGGUCACGAAGUGGCACGCAAACGCCAAUGACAGCUCCCGGCUCUCCCAAGUUGGCACCGACGAGGCAAAACACAACGGGCAACGAUCUGACCGAUGUCGAACUGUCUGUUGCGAAUGCCAACCUCAUGGCAAGAAUAGCGCCGUUUAUGACUACACCUCUGGUCCAGCUGCCCAUCACUGUAUUCUUCUACAAUGACGAGAAAUCGGCGUCUAGGACUGUGCAGACCAACGACGCAGGCCACUUCAUCCUGCGUGCCGCCUUGGAGUUCGUCCCUACGCACGUCCGCGUGCUCGCCAACGAGGACUUGUCGGCAACCCAGGAAGUCAAGAUCAUCGAACCAAAGGGUGUCAGCUUGAUUAGUGACAUCGACGACACUAUUAAGCGCUCCAACAUUUCGGAUGGUGCAAAGGAAAUCUUCCGCAACACCUUCGUCCGUGAGCUCAAGGACUUGACGGUGGAUGGUGUUCGGGAAUGGUACAACGAGCUGCACGCAAUGGGUGUCAGUAUGCACUACUGCUCAAACAGUCCCUGGCAACUUUUCCCGGUACUGGCCAGUUACUUCAUGAUUGCCGGCCUGCCUCCUGGCUCGCUUCAUCUGAAGCAGUACAGCGGCAUGCUCCAGGGUAUUUUCGAGCCAGUGGCGGAGAGAAAGAAGAGUACCCUCACUAGGCUCAUGCACGACUUUCCCGAACGCAGGUUUCUGCUAGUGGGUGACAGCGGCGAAGCUGAUCUGGAGGUUUACACAGAGCUGGUCGAAGCGCAUCCAGGGCGUGUCAUCGCCAUCUUCAUCCGCGAUGUCACGACGCCCGAGCAAGCCGGGUACUUUGAUACAUCAUUCGAGAGCAGCGGCGCACGUCAGAGAGGCUCAAUGUCCAAGGCCACAGACAAGAGCGAUGCCCCAACGAACCGCCCCGGUCUUCCUCCACGCGGUGAGGCAAAGACGGUCGGGCCUGUCAUGGGCGAUCUCAUUGACUUCUCAGAUGAACCCGAAGAAACCACGCUGCACGAUGCAGCUGCAAUGGUCCAGACUCAGGCUAGGCCGAAGCCGCAGUCAAGUGCUACCGAUCUUGCCGUCGGCCGCAAGCUCCCUCCGCCGCGACCCAACAAGCCAGCCGCCCUUCGCAGCGCUCCCUCUGACACAAACGUGCCCACAAUCAAGGUCAACAGCAUGGGUGCCACGCCCCCCCCUAUGCCGACUGCUCGCAAGCCAUCCGCAGACCGGAGCGGACCUCAUCCUCUAUCGCAAAUGCACAAUUCAUCUCAGCAGACGGUGGGAAGCAACAGGAGCCUGCCGAGUGCAGCCAAGAUUCCAGCAUCUACGACGCAAAACGACGUGAGUAAGACGAGCAAAGUCGCACCGGCGCCUCCACCGCCGCGACGUCGGGGUACCCCUUCCAGUUCCCGUAGUCUAAGUCCGCGAGGCGUCGACAGCCGCCGGAGACUAUCGGGCAACGAAGACAUUGAUUUUGAAGCGCUGCCGCCGCCGUCCGCGGCUUCCCGGCCACAGCAGGCUCAGCCGCCGACAUUUGUGAGGACCCAGACGGGCAGUCUCAGGUCCGGGUCCACGUCUCCGACCUACGGCAGCCCGAGCUUGGGGCCGACAGCGGCGGUUCCGAAUAGAAAGCACGAGCUGUGGAUGCGUCGACUGCAGCGGGCACAGGGGGUUUUGGAGUCGCACGGGGUGGCGUUGUACACGUGGCGAAGGGGCGGUGACGUGGUGGCUGAGGCUGUAGGGAUGGUGAAGGAGGAGCUGAGUAGGGUCGGCCUGAACGGGGAGAAGGAUGCGAAGACGGAGGGGAAGAGGUUUGAGAGGCAGAUUAGGAGGGAGCAGUCGCAGCAGCAGCAACAACAACGGCCGUACCAGCAAGGCUCAUUUCAGCAAAGAAGGUGA